AUGAACGACAAUGAAGAGGAAGACCUCUUGGAUAUUUUACUAUCUGCAGCUUCCCAGGAAUUGAACAAUUCAAAGGUUGUCAGACCUUUAACAGAGGUAGAUUUAUUUGGAGAUGACCAAGAUGAGCCCCCAAUAAUAGAAGCGCCAGUGCCUAGAGCAAAGAAUGGAAUCAUACAUAGUGGAGACACAGACUCUUCAGAUGAAGAAGGUAACCGAAAUUUUGAAGAAAAGAAAUACAAUGAUUGUGGAAGAGACAUAAAACAUUUACUUAGUAGUUCUGCUGAUAACUCUUUGGAUUCUGAAGGCAAAAUUAAAAAAAGGAUAUCCUAUUGGAAAAAACCUACUUUGAUGUCAACCAAACCUACUAUUCAAAGUAAUGCAUGGGAUAAAAAUUCCCCCAACAUAAAAUCAAGCAAGUUACCAGAAGUAAAAAUUGAUGUUUACACUGAUCCUGUAUUUGGGAUUCGGAUCAUAAAUCCUUUGAUAUCAUCCACUCUGUUGCAAGAAAGGAUGAUGGGACGUGAAGCUGUCUCUUUUGAAAGAGUGGACAGAUUUUUACAAAUGAAAGGUAAAGAGAAAGAUUGGGCUAUUGCUGGUGUUAUAGUGAAUAAAAGUGCUGUGAAAACUUCCAAGAAAGGCUCACAGUUCUCCAUUUGGACUCUAAGUGAUCUCAAAGAUAGUAUAAAAACAGUAUCCCUCUUCUUGUUCAGUAGUGCCCACAAUCAGCUUUGGAAAACCAGUGUAGGAGUAGUAAUUGGUGUUCUAAAUCCAAAUGUACUGGAUAAGAGGGAUGGAUCAAAAGAAGAAGUGUGUAUACCUACAUUGUCUAAUUAA
Messenger RNA from Phaedon cochleariae (mustard beetle), 834 nucleotides. The record is from the annotation of a GenBank genome assembly. Lineage: Eukaryota; Metazoa; Arthropoda; Insecta; Coleoptera; Chrysomelidae.